AUGACUAGCUUCAUUAACCGUUCCUAUCAUUCCAACUACGAUGGCUUGGUAGACACAAAGAAGCACAUUCGCACCUCUGCCUCGGAAUUAAGCCAAAAGAUCCUUAGCGGCCAAAUAGCGAUUGCGUGGAAGCCAUCUUCUGAUCCAGAUAAAGAGAUCGCUGAGGAUGUAAUUGGUUGUGUGAGCAUAGAGCUAGUUGGGCCCGGUAUGGCUGGCCUCGGCCUACUGACAUGUCACCUUGAACACCGUGGUACUAGAAUUGGUCAACAACUUAUGGAAUUCGCGGAGGAUUGGGCGAAAAGGUUGGGCGCAGAGGAAAUGCAGCUCGAGAUUUUGGUGCCAGAUGGGUGGGAACACGAAGAAAAUCACCGCGUUGUGCGAUGGUAUGAGCGUCGUGGAUAUAAGCUGCUCAGAGUUGCUGAAACUCGUGAAAUUAUUGAAUGGCUUGCGACUGUAGUUACAGGGCCAACAAAGAUGAGAAUAUACCGCAAGAAACUCUAG
Trichoderma harzianum CBS 226.95 is the source of this 501-nucleotide messenger RNA. RefSeq lists its product as hypothetical. NCBI's taxonomy places the organism in Eukaryota, Fungi, Ascomycota, Sordariomycetes, Hypocreales, Hypocreaceae. Gene Ontology annotation, molecular function: acyltransferase activity, transferring groups other than amino-acyl groups. The transcript has a single exon. The record is from RefSeq and is a predicted model, not a curated record. The coding region runs from base 1 to 501 and encodes 166 amino acids.